ACGUGCAGCCAGCGUAGUUACACUCCGGUCAGUCGAAAUGAUGAAUGAAAUGAAAGGCUGGAUAGGCCUGUUAACGGUCUUAUUGACUUCAAGGCUUUUGCAGGGUCAGGAUUAUAAGUACUCCCAACAGUUUGGUGGCUUGAUUUACGCAGACCCUGACAGUGCCGGCUACCGGCAAUGCGCGUACUGGGAGUUACCAGACGGAACACACCUACACAGUGAAUGCGAUCCGUAUAACAUGGAGCGAUGUGGUGAAACAGCACGAUUCAUCUACCAAUGCUGCUCUGGUUUCGAAGAAGAUCCUAACACAUUCGGUGGCUAUCGGCGACAACAGCCCGUCAAAUGUUCAAGGAUGAUUUCUCCAUACAAUGAAUGCGCAGAAACCAUUUUGAAAUCUGCCGAAGUGGCGCCCUUUUCCCCCGACUUGUCUGCUGUGAGUGAGCUGAAAAACGAAGCAGCGGAAGGGCCAUUUACGAUAUUUGCACCGAAAAUGGGUGAGGAUGAUGGGGGACGGGCAGUGCUUCCCGGCUCCCCUUACUGUGAACUUGUAGAAUUAGUUACAAGAGGUCUAAAAUUUUCCCUCUCUUUCUUUCCGCCUGAUAGCCCAAUAGAAGCAUCAGAACAUGUGGUCAGAGGGCGCUUUUACGCAGAGGACCUGAAGGAGGGGAUGGAACUAGAGACCGUAGAUGGGCGAAGAAAGCUUUACGUUUCACGUUUCGCUUACGGAGUUCUUGGAAUUGACUGUGCAGAAAUUACAGACGUUGAUUUAGAAUGUCGAAGUGGUGUUAUUCAUAAACUUCGCCAUCCUCUCAACGGGAGAGGAACGUUCACAAACACAGAUCGAACGUCCGUUAUGAGCCUACUUCAAUCCCACCCGGAAACCCAGGCAUUCGCUAAUGACCUGCCAUCUGAUCUCAAGCGGGACUUGGGUGCGGUUUAUUCUGGAAAACGCUACACGGUCUUAGCACCACGCGCUCAGGCUUGGAACGAUAUAAAAAGACAGUUCACGGGGGAAAAGCUGCAACAAAUUGCGGCCAGACAUGUACUGCCAAAUCAAGUCUGUUCGGGUGCACUCAUCAGUAAAAUGAACCAAAAAUCUAACGUGCUUGGGGACAAGGUCAAGAUCAUAUGUACCAUUGACAAACAAAGUUCCCAAGAGAAGCGAUACAUCAUGACCGAGUGCGACGAAGAAAUAAACCUUAUCGAAACCGACAUGGCUGCCGCGAAUGGCGUUGUUCAUCUGCUGGAGAAGGCGAUAACGCCGUUGACAAUGAAGAUGCUGCUUGAAAAUGAAAAAUGUGCAAAAGCUCUGAAGGUGAAUGAAUUUGUCAAGCUCAUGAGGGAAUGCGAUCUCUACAUCGAUGACAAUGGUAAAUACGCCGUCAUACUACCAAGAGAUGAAUCCUUCCAAUGGUGGUCAUCUUAUGAGCAGUUUCGAGAAGAAUACCAGCGUUUCCAAGUUGAUAAGGAAUACCGGUGCAAAGUGGCUCGAUAUCACAUCGUCAAAUCCAACGACAAACUGGAUAGUAUGGAGAGUUUCGCAAGUCACACAAUGGGUCAUCGCACGAAUAACAAGAACGACUACCUGUACGAAACCACCUACUUCACCAAAACUCCACAAGGGCCAAUGUUGAAUUUUCACUACUCACCAAUCCCGGAUAUGACAGCCCUAACUGUGGAUAAUAUGGCCAUCUAUAUAACACCGAGAAUCAAUGUCCCACCGGAGAAGAAUCUUACCGAUAUCCUACAGGAACGUCCUGAUACCACGUUAAUGAAUAGAAAAACGAUCGAAGCCGAAAUGGAUGUAAAGCAUUUUCAGAAAAACGCACCGAAGAAUCUUUACUUGGUCACUACUGACGACGGAUGGAAAGAUCCACGCGCAUCCCCACAGAGUCUUAAUCCAUAUAGGCCAGAAAACACAAUGUAUCAAGGAGAGACUUUAGAAAAGGUAACAGUUAACUGGUGUUUACUGACCACCUUUUCAUUUCAGUUUCUGCUACUUCAUCAUGUACCUCUCUACCUGUGGGGUGGAGACAUUGGAUAUUUUCCACCAAACUCUGUGCAUAAAUUCAUGUCUUCCGCCGGGGUGGAGUUGACCUUUUGGCGUGACGCGAGUGGCGUGAUGCGCAUCGGACACGACGAAAUGCCUCGUGACCAAUGGCCCAAGGUUGUCAAAUGGAACCUACCGGCCCGUGAUGGCAUAAUGUGGCUGCUUGAUGGUAUUUUGCAAUGUCCAUCUAUUCUCUGUCCCCUGUACGCGGAAGACAUUGAUUAUUAUGAUAUGUUUGUGGCCGCCUGUCAGACGGCCCAUCUGCCUGGCGAAGCAAGCCCAGCUGAUGACUUCCGGAAGAAACCGACUGAUGUGGCCAAUAGACAUCCAGAUGACUGCACGGUCGUUCUACAGCUGAGCGAAAAAUCAAUGAGAUAUGUUGAAGCCUAAGCCCGGGCAGUGUGAUACUGCUUCAAACUGAGGCGACGCAAGCUUCCCAACAAACGGUAGUCUAGUUCCUUCGGAUUCACUACUUUUUAUCGUGGACUGAUUAAACAAUAAUUUUCAAAAUAUAUAAUACGGUAAUUUGGC
Molecule: messenger RNA, 2581 nt
Organism: Opisthorchis viverrini
Lineage: Eukaryota; Metazoa; Platyhelminthes; Trematoda; Opisthorchiida; Opisthorchiidae
Exons: 13
Coding region: 38-2440 (800 amino acids)
Source: RefSeq, a predicted model, not a curated record